Messenger RNA from Ahaetulla prasina, 10500 nucleotides. RefSeq names its product RAB43, member RAS oncogene family (gene RAB43). The transcript is spliced from 3 exons. Gene Ontology annotation, biological process: protein secretion; regulation of exocytosis. Gene Ontology annotation, molecular function: GTP binding; GTPase activity. The record is from RefSeq and is a predicted model, not a curated record. The coding region runs from base 125 to 769 and encodes 214 amino acids. Lineage: Eukaryota; Metazoa; Chordata; Lepidosauria; Squamata; Colubridae.
ACUGCUUCGGCCUGGCAGAGGAAGGCGGGCGGGGAAGGAUGCUGACUGAGGCCGGCGCUGCGGCUGCUAGACGGGAGCGAGGGGACCUGCGUCGGGCAGGCGCGGUGGGAGCAGCGCCGCGGUCAUGCCCAGCUCCCCGUCGGCGCCUCCCGGGCCGGACCCGGAGGAGCACUACGACUUCCUCUUCAAACUGGUGCUGAUCGGCGAUGCCAGCGUGGGAAAGACGUGCCUGGUGCAGCGCUUCAAGACCGGGGCCUUCUCUGAGCGCCAAGGCAACACCAUCGGCGUGGACUUCACCAUGAAGAGCCUGGAGAUCCAGGGCAAGCGAGUCAAGUUACAGAUCUGGGACACGGCUGGUCAAGAAAGGUUUCGGACUAUAACCCAGAGUUACUAUCGAAGCGCCAAUGGAGCUAUUCUAGCCUAUGACAUUAGUAAGAGAGGCUCUUUCCAGUCCAUUCCUCGCUGGAUCGAGGAUGUGAGGAAAUAUGCAGGCUCCAAUAUAGUACAGUUGCUAAUUGGAAACAAGUCUGACCUAAGUGACCUUCGGGAGGUUCAACUAGAAGAGGCUCAGAGUCUGGCUGAACACUAUGAUAUCAUCUGUGCCAUAGAGACUUCUGCAAAGGACUCCAGCAAUGUGGAGGAAGCUUUUGUGAAGAUGGCCACAGAGCUAAUGAUGAGGCAUGGAGGCCCUGUGUUCAGUGAGAAAAACACAGACAGCAUCAAACUUGACAGCAAGGAUGUGGUAGAAGGGUGGGGGUGUGGCUGCUGAUCAUAACAAUUUCUCUAAUUGUUACUGGAAUUUAGAGGAUACAUUCCCUUCUCCUUUGCCCUGGGUCUCCUCUAUACAUAAACACUUUGCACAAGCUUUGUGUUUUGUAAGUUAAGGGAUUAACAUUUGCAGCAUGUUUUUAAUAUGAAGGAACUUUCUUGUGUAGAUCUGAAACUGUGUAGCAGUCAUUCCGUAGCAAUUUCUACUAGAUUUUUUUUUAGAGGAAUUAGUGCAAUUUGGCAGUAAAUUGCACAAAAUGAAGCUACUAAAAUAUCUUCAUACAAAAUGGUCUGAGUGCAAAACUGCUAGUUUACUAUUCACUGACAUCUCAGUAAGGGACUUAUCAACUUGGAUGACAUUUAAUGCUUUUAUGGCAGCAAGUUUUCAGGCUGCCUGUUUCUCUUCACAUUCCAGGGGGAAAAAUGUAUUUAAACUUACAAAUGGUAACAUAUUUUUUAGGGAUAUUUCAAGUAUGAAAUAUUCAAUUUUCUGCAUAGGAUAUAGCAGCUGAACUCCUUAAAUUAUGGAAUUGUGCUUUCCUGGAUACUAAUACUGCUAUACAAGAUGUGCAAAACGAGCAUUUUUCUCCUUUUUUUUUCCAAAUAGAGAAAGCAGUAGCAAUUGUAUAAUAUAUAGAGCAAGGCUCUCCAAUCUUGGCAACUUUAAGCCUUGUGGACUUCAACUCCCAGAAUAUCUCAGUCAGUUUUGCUUUGCUGGCUGAGGAAUUCUAGGAGUUGAAGUCCACAAAGCUUAAAGUUACCAAGAUUGGAGACACCUGACAUAGAGGUUUUGUUUUGUUUCAUUUCAUAUUCACCUCAGAAGACUUGAUCCUGAACACAUUUCACUGGAUAGUAGUUCCAUGGGUUUCAGUGGAAUUUUCUUGGAAGUAAAUGCCUUUGAAACUAUAUAGGGCUUUAUUUCAAAUAGGCUGAAAAUUAUAAGUUAAGAUAGAUUUAAUAGUUUAUUUUGCACAAUUGAUAUAGAUUCCUUAGUUAAUACUAUAGAUUGGUGAUUCUCGUCUUCAUUAAUUUCAAUAUGGUUAGCAUACUUCAGAGAAACAGUUUAUUUGAAUACCUGUCCCUUCAAUCCUAACCUCUUCUUCUUUCAUUACUAUUGAGCAUAUUACAAAUUAUCCCAGCUAGAGGAUUUCCCCCCCCCCCCAUUUUUCGGUAUUUUCAACAAUUAUCGAGUUGGCUCUUUUUGAACUUUAUCUGGUCAGUGGUAUUAAGUUGUUAAUAAGUAUAUGGUAAAUGUUGAAUUAUGUGUAGGAGAUAAUUGGUCAUUUUCGUAAACUGACCGAUCAUAGUACAGAGCUCUCAAAAUCAUCAAACAGUUGCUUUGUUUUGUAAGACAAUGGCUCAGGAAUUCUCAUUAUAAGGCAUAUUUGCUAAUUUUAUAAGAUACUUCUUUUAUAUCAUAGGCCCUGGGUUUCCUACUGUUCACUCCUUACCCAUUUCUUCUGCCCUUGAUUUCUUCCAUUAUGCUACAACACAAUUUUCAAGUUAGCUUCCAUGCUAUUUUUUUCAGGACAAAUCAGUAGCAUAUAUUGUAGAAGAAGUCUGCAAUCUAUUAGUCAAAAACUGCUGAACUAUUUCUACUUUGUUAAUUUAAGAUAAAUAUCCUUGUUUACAUUGGCCAGUGGUUUAGAAGUGCAGAUAUUAAUAACUAUUGCCUUUUUAGAGCACCUUAAGCUGGGAAAUGAAGAAUAAUUAUAAUGACUGCAAAUCUUCCAAGCAACUUUUCAGUGUCCAACAUUAUUUCUAAUGGGCCCUAGGCACCUGUCUGAGAAUCAAAGAUUUUGAAUGAAAUCCUUGCAGUCAGUUAUGUUAAAACGGGUUUGAUACAAUGGUACUAUUAUGGCCAUGAAUACCUCCCUGAGCACCCAUAGGCUUUCUAACCCAUCUGAUUUUUUUAAAAAAAGAUUUCUUACUUUUAAAAAAUCAAAUGUGAAACUAACAUAAUAUGCUUUCAAACUUGUGGAUAUGCCCAAUGCGUUUGUCUAAUCUAUUUUAGGAAAAUGCUUAGCGUUUUAUGAUUGGAAACAAGUUUCAGUUCAGUUAGCAGAGAUUAGGAUAACACUAGUUUUGAGAGAUUGCUUUUGUAGAAGAUCAAUAUGAGAAAGUUAAAACACUUGAACCUGUUUUAAUUUUUGCAGUAUAAAGUUGUCUGGCUGUAUUAUUUACCUUACUACUCGAAUUUUGAUUCCAGUGAUUAUCCUGAUGAAUGUUUUUAUUGAAAUUUCAGAAUAGUAGCUUUAAAAUUGAAUGUUUUGUAAGAUGUAGAAGAAAGGGGCCUUAAUUUCAGUUAGAUGUAGUUUUAUAAUUAUGUCUCCAUAGAAAAGAGGUAACGCCUGAGAGAUGCGGCUUCUAAAUUCUAUUUUAUAGAUAUAGAUAUAAACCAGAUUUCUUCAGGUUUAUUGUAUCCAGCCUUUUAUUCCUAAGCAGUGAUUACUAACAGAACAUUGGCAUUACAGAAAUGGUUGAUUUCGUGCUGUGAAUCCAAUACUUUAAGAAUUAAUAUUAUAUAAUUUCAGUUUCUGCAGCUGAGUCCUUGAAAAUGAAAGAAAAAAAUGAAACUGAAUAAUCUUAGCAUGAUUGAUUGAACCAAGCACAGAUCCUAAAUUCAUCUCCUCAUAUAGUAGCUUUUAUAUCAUGCAUCUGUACACUUUUCAAGCCAUAGGUAACCCCUUUCCAAAAGGCUGAGGUUUUGGCAAAAUCCUGCACAAGGAAUUUGAUGGGUGCUACCUUUUAAUCAUUUCUGUAUGAGAGAGGGCAGUUUAAGAAUAGUCCCUGCAUAUCUUAUGCAUAUGUAGAAGGACAAGUUUGAUUUUCCAAGAGUUAAAUGAGAGAGUAUACCCAACUCAGUAAAUAAAACUAAGACGAAAGAAUUAUAUCAGCUCCAUUUCCAGUUAUUAAAACAUGAAAACAAAUUUAAAUCAGUUUCUUUUAAAAUGCAGCAUAAAAUUUGAUGUCAUUCAUCAUUGCAUUCUUAAGAAUAUUUAUUUCCCGGAAGGGAGACACCUAUGGGGUUUCAGCAUAGCAAGAUCAUCAGAAAGUAUAAAAAAGAAUCCACAAAACAAAUAUAUAUUUUGAUGAAAACUGAGCGAUUAACCAAAGAGGGAAAUUUCAAUAUCUGUGAUAUAACCAUUGGUGAAUCCUGCACUUACUAGUUUAGUAUCAGUCUGACUCCAGGUGGGAAGGAACUCAGCCUUCAGUGGACGAUUUAAUGGACACGUUGGUUUAGAAAUGGCGAGUUCUUUCUUCACCGUGGCAGAAAGGGCUGCAAAGAUCUCGGCCUAUUAGUGAUCUAAGGAAUUGAUGCUACUGUAUUUCAAGCCAAUCUGAUAUAACGGUGUGCCAAUAAUGAUUUUUUUAAAAGAGGAUUCUGUGAAUGGACAUUUUUUUGGGGGGGUUGUUACAUUAUUUAUAUAAAUGUGUUCAAGUGUUAUGUGAAUAGACUCCUUUCAUAUUGGUUUCGUAGGGCUAUAGUUCGGUAAACAUUCCCAAAAAUAAUUGAGAGCACACAGUUACUUCAGAAUUAACUUGCUGCUUCAUAUUGCUAAUACACAUUUUAGCAGCUAAGAUUCUUUAGUAUUUUAUAAUGUGAUGUAAACUGUUUAUUUAUUUGUUCCCAGGUUGGAAAGCAAUAGCUUUCCUCAAAUUGAUUUUUAUGAGCUGUUAAGAUGGGGUUGCAUAGUACUGACACAGUUACCAAUUUCUUUUCUUUCUCCAUACAUACUGCACUUCAGUAAUUAUUGUACAAAGACUAGCUCUUGCUUCAAUUAUUCAUUGCAAGGACAAGAAAAUUAAAGACCAGAUUUUAGAGAAUAUUACAAAUCUGUCUUAUAUUACUUCUAUUGAAUUUCUGGUAAACCUACAAAUUGGAAACAGAAUAGUGCAAGAUUGUCUGGGCCCCUGCAAGCUUUUCUGUAAUUUGCAGGUAUUUGGGAGAAUGGUGGCCAUGAUAUUGCUGUUGCAAAUUUCAAUUAAAAGUUAAUCUUCAGGGCCCUUCUUUAUAUGAGGAGUUGAAUAGGAUGCCUCUCCAAGUAGUAAGGCAAUCCAUACGGAUUCAUUACAAUCUUCUCCUGGGAAAGUUGAAGGAAAAAGACAAUCAUCCUUGUGCAAUGACAAAUAAGAACUUAAGUAGUGUACAGUGUAAUAGCCUUGGGGGUAUCUUCAGUGGAAAUACUGAAGAUUGAACCUGUAUCUGAGCUAGUGGCUUGAACAUAAAUUUUAAAAGACAAAAUUGUCAAAAUAUUUAGUGACCCCAUUAUCAGCAGGAAGAAUUCAGUCAAGAACAUUGUUUUUCUUUAGUCUUUUGAAUAGAAUGGAAGUAUUGUAUGGAGAAACCUGUUUGGAAAAGAGUCAUAUUUCAAAUGGAUUUUUUCAGUAAAAUAUAAAAAUAGCUGUAUGUCAUAAGGAGUGGGAAACAUUUAUUUACUUGCAGCAAAAAUAUGAAUUUAAACUCCAUGCCUGUUUCUUUAAAGACUCAGGGCUCUUCACAGCACCUCUAUGUGCUGUUGAUCACUGUUUGACUGUUCCGGUAAUGCUAAAAAAAUCUCAUUGGCCUUUAACCAUAAUGUAGAUAAUCUGUAGGAUUAAUUAUGUUUAUAAAAAUUCAUUAUUUUGUCUAAAUCUGUUUUUAAUGUAAUACUAUAAAACAAUUGCAAACUCUGUUAGUCUUGUCUGUUCUGACAUAAAUACUACCUAUUUACAUUCCAAAUACACAGGCACACACAUAGAGGCACACACAGGGGCGCGCAUAUACAUACAGUCACAUUCCAUGGAUUUAUAUUUGUCUGGCACUCUCUAGCAUAAAAUAAUAUGGAGGUUUCAGGUAAAUGAAAUGAAGCACAUGAAACGUGCCAGAGUCAGUUUGAGAUAUUAAAUGCCUAACUAUUGAAAACCAUUCUCAGAUUUUUAAACAUUUCAGAUGAACUACUUUUCUUGCACAGAUAGUAAAUUUUAUGGUCUGUUUUUUGCAUAAAAUGCAGGGGAAUAUGCUACAGAAAUACGAUUGUAAAUGAUAGUAUUAGAUAUGUAUCAUGCAGUUUAGAACAGACUGCUUUUUGUGACAGUUUGAAAAAUAAAGUACACUGAAUUAUGUCUAAAAUUGGUUCCAGCUUUUCCAAAAUAAUACCUUUGAAGUCUUAUGAUAGAAAUGUGCAGACACAAUUUAUGGCUUUAAAAUUUUUAAAAAUUUUCUAACAAUCUAUCUCCUAGGGAAAUUCUUUAACACAACUGCUGAGAGAAUUAUAUAGUUUAUACCCAGGUUGUUCCAGACUUUAAAUGUUAUUUAUGAUUAAUGCUUUCAUUUUCAAUAUACUAUGAUUGAUUGGCAGAUUAGGCAGAAUUAUUGUUUACUCUUUGUAACCCAAUGGAUAGACCUUCUCCAGGUCUCCAAUCUGGCCUUUCAGGACUUCCAAUUCUGCAACUCUUGCUGAGUCAAUUCCAUCAUGGCAAUUCCAUCUUGCCAUUAUCUAUCUGUCUUUUUGUUCCUUUCACCUUUACUACCAUUAUGGAUUUUCAAGAGAUCUCAGUCUUUUCGUCAUGUAAAUAAACAUGUUUAUUUUGUUUUGGUAUUCCUUGGAUUUCUCAGCUUCCAGCUUCGGUAUCUUUACCAACAUCUUUGUAAAUCUACUCUUCAUCUCUUUGAAUGGUUCUCUGAAAUUCUUUGUUAAGUUGUCCCAAAGGUGCUUUUUCCAAAAACAACUCGGCUUCCUUUGUUUUUCCUUUUCUCAUCCAAAAAGCUUCUUCAGUUCAGUGAAUGAGAAGCGAAAUAUCUUCAAGGACAAACAAAGAAAGUCCAGUUGCCUUUUGAAAAAGCACCUCUGGGACAACCAUGACUUGGAUGACUGAGAAUCUCCAUAGGCAUCUUUGUUAAGUUCCUGAAAAUUUGGAUUUCUUGGCUUUGGCUUUUCUUCCCUUUUUGGCAAUUUCCAAAGUGCAUUCUGACGGUAGCUUUCCUUCAUUGGUGUUUUGAAGACCAUGUAAGCAAUAAAUAAAUCAUUGGGUUGACUGAUAAGUCAUUCUUUUGCUUCAUUCAGUUUUCUAGGUCAUAUAUAGUAGUACAACUACUUUCUGCUUUACUAUUUCCAGCUUUGGCAUCUUAAUUUCCAGCCACAACUGACAUAUUUUGCUUGAAUUUUCUAUCAAUUGAUUGAACAAUUGGACUUGACCAUAACAUCCAUCAACCCCCCUUGUGUUUUGCAUUAGUGAUUGGAGUAUAAUUUGGAUGUCAUUUUAAAAGGGUUGUCUAUAAAUCUGACUGAUAUUAUUUGGUCAUUAACUGCAUUGUACCUAAGUAACUGAUUGAAAAACUGUCCACUUGCAGUCCAUCUUAGUUUGCUGAUGCCUAAGGUAGGUAGGUAGGUAGGUAGAUAGAUAGAUAUUUGAUUGAUUUCAUUUUCCAAUGUGUUGAGUUUUACUGUAUUCAUGCUUCUUAUUUCCAUUGUUUCUUCUGUAAUUCUGUCUUUGCAGUUUUAUAUUUUCUCUUUCUGCACGGAAGCACCUGCAAAUAGAUGCCCCAAAGACUUUAAUUCUUUCAUAAAUACCAUUAAACAUUAGUACUGCUACACAGCUCUUUCUCAGUAAUAUGUUGAAUGCCAUCCAAUCUGAGCGGUCCACCAUCUUUCAGCACUUUACAUUGUCUAUCCAUAUGGUUUCCUUACAAGAUUAGUUUAUCAUUGCUUUCUCUUGUGCACUGUUUAACUGGUUUUGUUCUUGGCACUAAAGUGAUCAUCCACCUCCAGCAUCUUCCUAUAUCACAGUUGCUUGAUAUAGGUGCCUUUUCUCACCAGCUGGGCAGUUGGGUGGCCUUCAUGCCCUGAAUUACUCUGCAGGGAGUAUCUGUCUUGGCAUGCACCCCCAAUGUUCUUUGCUCACCCUCUUUGGAAUAAACCACUGCUACCACCAUCAUGAGGUCAGAAGAAAAUGUAUAUUACAGAAAAUGUUCACUUAUCUCUUAAUUGAAUUAUUGUUUAUUGGAUGACAUUUAGACUUGGCAAAGCAGACAAAAAAAUACAGUUAACCAGUAUUGGAUUUAUUUUUUUUUGUUCUAUGGAAGAUAACUCAUUUAUAAAAAUAUUAAAAUUUCAAUUAAUUUUUUAAAAACUGCAUUUUAAAAAAGAUGUCUGCUUUAUGUAUUUAUUUACAAUACUGUACAACGUUUAUUUUAAUUCAUAGUCUAUGCAAAAAUGUUAAAAUUUGAAAAAUGUAUUUCAUUUAGCCCCUUCCCUUUGGGCUUUAGAAAAUGUCUGGAAUUGGGAAAUGUCAGAAGUACAUAAGCACAUAUGUAUAGUUAUGUCUGCAACAUCACUACCGCAACAGAUUAAAAGAGAGUAUCAAAUGGCAUAGCAGAUGAUCUAAUCUACAUACAAUCAAUUAUGCAAUCUCAGUUUUUAUGUUACAUAUAAGCAUGUAGAACAGAAGAGACUUUGCACAUCUCUCUUUGCACAUCUGUAAAAUGUUGAGAGAAAUUGUAUGCUUCUGAUGGAGCAAGGAAAAAGAACUUUGUCCUAUUUCCCCUUUCUAAUGUACAAUGUGUUUUCACAUCUUUGACAAAGAUUUAAAAAUGUAAAUAUAGUCAGAUUAUGCACCACUUUCUCUGAAGUCUUUUCCUUUUAAAACUAAGCAACAGCAGAAUUUAUGUCUGCUUCCCAUCAAUCUCCCUACUCCACCCUUGGAUUCUCUGACCCAGUUAUGAUAAUGGCAUUGGUUCUGUGCAUUGAUUUCUAGCUUACAUAAUUAGGGAGAUGACAUCAUCCUUUUUUCUGAGUUUCAAACUUGAAGAUCAGUUCCAUUGUAAAUCAUUUGACUUUUUUGUGAAUAUAACAAAAUAUAAGAAUAUAUCUGCCUCCCUCAUGGUGCUUGAAAUCCUAAAUUCCAAUUUAACUGUAUAACUAGUAUAGACAUUUUCAGGGUGUCAUAAAUAGUGAGGCAAUCUGAAAUAUUUAUGGUUACAUAAAAUGCUCAUUAGAUCGUAACUUACCUCCUCUCAUUGCAUUCUGGGAAAUAAAGUGCAUGUAUAAUUCACAGGCAUGCUUUUGUUAUAUCGAUUAUGGCAAAUGUCUGCACUAAAAAUUUAACAUGGGAUUUUCAGGUAUUUGAAUUGUGAUGAACAAAGUGUGGAGAAGCUUGUCCUAUUUCUUCUCCCAAAAAUAAUGUUUGAGUCAUUUGGGUUUUUAAGAUCUGCCUAUUUUCUCAAGUUCUCAAAUUAUUAGGUUUCUUGUUUCAAUUAAUCAACAGUCAUCACCUGGGGAUACCCUCUAUCCUAAAUUCCAUAAAUUAGAUGUAUGGGCUGGAUCAAACCUUCUUUCACAGAUUUCCAUGGAGAAUUCCAAAUGUGACCAAAUGUGCAUCUUCAUAGGAGAUGAAUGUUCAAAGCUGAUACUGAUAUUGCAGUGCAGAUAAAAUACAUACCUCCAUCCACUCCCAGACAUGAGAGGACACAUCUGUCUCUCAAUUAGGGAUAGGAUAUAUAGACUGUUGCCAUUUUUUAAAAUCUGGCCAACAUAGUGUAUAUAAUACAAAAAUGCAAAAUUGCGAUCUGUGGAGAAACGGAGUGAGCUUUAUUUUAAAUACGGAGCUUGUGCCUUAGAAAUGGUUCUGACUAAAAGUGAAAGGCCAGAUAUUAAAUGCACAUUUUUUUUGCAUAGCUACACACACAGCCCAAGUUUAACGAAGAUUGGACACAUUAUUUGCAAUUGACUGAUUUCUGCCAUAAUCAAUAAAGUACAAGUUCCUUAAGAUUGGUAUUAUGCAUGUUUAAAAUAAAAGUAUUGGCGUGACUGGGGCAAUCCUAGUAGCAUCCCUAGUUUACACAUCCUGGCUAAUAUGACUUCUAAUGCUGUCAGAACCAAUGAGUGCUAAAGGAGAGAAAGAAAGUAAUUGGUUUGCUCUAACCUUGCCGUCUUUCUGCUUGGAAAUACUCUGCCUUUCUCAAUUGCUUUCCUACUUUUGAAAAUACGAUUUGGAAACAUGUUGAUGUUGGUUGUUUUACUAAGAAUAAGAUUUCAGCAUUUAUGUGUGUAUUAUCAUCUCAUUGCUUUUAAGCUUAGCUAUAACCCGAUGGCAGAAUUUGUGGAAGGUACAAUAGGACAGGUGCAAGUAUUUCUAGACUGAGUUGUAAUGGUAGAGAUUUGUGUCAGUAAAUAUAGCUUUGUCUGAAAUCUAACAGAGCAUCUGCACAAUUUUUGAAGUGAGGGCUGGUUUUUUUUAGACAAAUCUUUUAGUGGUGUGGGCUAACAAAGGUUCGUCAUAUGCUCUGUGCAGUAAUUGUGCCUAACUAACUGGUAUAGCCUGACUUUUAAAAUCUCUUGUCCUAAGGACAGGCAGCUUUUCUACUAGCUGGUUCAUACACUUAGUAAGAUAAAGCACCAAUUCAUAUUGAAUUCACUACUUCAUUUCCAAAGGGUUUGAAGAAGUCUGAUGUUAUUGAAUUGUUCUCCAUUUUUUGAAAACAGUUUUAUUGCUUGUAAUAAGGCUUCUUGGGAACAGACAUAGAGGCCCAUCUGUCUUGUUUUCCCUUAUAUAGAGUUUACUAGAAGAGGUGAAAACAAGAUAACAAGGGAACAGAGUAUCAAUGUUGACAUUUUAUUGGCACCUAUUUAUGGAUUUAUUAAAAAAGUUUAUUUUUAAAAACUAUAAAAUUUACUUUUUUUGGUAAAAUAUAGCAAAAUCUGUAGCAAAUACAUUGUACUGUCUAUAAUUAAAAUGAGCAUUUGGCUAUUA